This is a messenger RNA of Trematosphaeria pertusa, 5491 nucleotides long. RefSeq lists its product as uncharacterized. The record is from RefSeq and is a predicted model, not a curated record. Gene Ontology annotation, molecular function: protein binding; hydrolase activity, acting on ester bonds. NCBI's taxonomy places the organism in Eukaryota, Fungi, Ascomycota, Dothideomycetes, Pleosporales, Trematosphaeriaceae. The transcript has 6 exons. Bases 158 to 5074 code for a protein of 1638 amino acids.
AGCUGCUAGGACUUGAGCUAACUCCUCUGCCGCUCGUUCUUCUUCAGCCUUCUCUCUAUCGUCUACUCAGCUAUCAUACCCUAGCUUCGUUCAUUCAAGCAAGAGCGCUAAGACAUUCUGUGGUUCCAUAUGCGCUUACGCAACUUGCCGAUUCGUGAUGUUUUCUCGCAAGCGUCGUACCGGGAGUCACAAUAACGACGAGCUGACCGAGAAGAGUCCUGCCACACUACCCCCUGAAGAAAGCGAAGGCCAGCCCUACGAUGGCCCGUCAGAGCUCCCCAUUCAAGCUCAUCGCUCUCACUCAGAGCCUUCGACGUAUUCUCUCGCAUAUCGCGAUAGUGCCUUUGUUCGUUCGAACUCUACUUCGACGAGUACCCUCUCGAGUGUUGGAGGAAACGCAGGACCGGAUCCCUUCGGUCUGCAUAUCGUCAACGAUCCCCCUGAUGCUGCGGCAGAUAUCAUAUUCGUGCAUGGGCUCGGAGGCUCUUCCCGCAAGACCUGGUCCUGGCAACGGAAAGCUGAACACUUCUGGCCGGCAUGGUUGCAGAAUGAGCGUAGGCUUCCGCCAUUACGCGUCUUCACGUUCGGUUACAAUGCAAACUUUCUUGGCCAGGAUACCCCGCUGAGCAUUUUGGACUUCUCAAAAGAUCUACUCAACCGCAUGAGAGGUUUCUGUGACUCUAGUACAAACACGUAUAAUUCCAUCGGCCAAAAACCGGUGAUCUUCAUAGCGCACUCGAUGGGAGGCCUUGUGGUCAAGCAGGCAUACGUCUUGGGCCAAGCUGACCCACACUAUUCCGACAUGUUAUCCAGUGUCUUCGGAAUUCUCUUUCUUUCCACUCCUCAUCAAGGCUCUAUACAUGCCGGUGUUCUCAAUAGUGUUCUGGCUGCUACUCUUGUGGCAUCACAGAAAGCCUACGUCUCCGAACUCAUGAACAACUCAACAUUCCUUCAAUCCCUCAACGAACAAUUCCGCGGAGUUUGCGAUGGACUACAGCUUGUUUCCGUCUACGAAACGUUACCGACGAAGUUAGGGCCGGUUAAGAGAAUGAUUGUCGGCAAGGAUUCGGGGAUCUUAGGCUACCCGAAAGAGAUAUCCAGCCCGAUGAAUUCGGAUCAUCACACAGUCUGCAAAUUCGAAAGUCCAUCCGACGAUAAUUUCAACCUCCUUGUCACGCUGUUAAAACGACUGACCGAAAACCUCGAACCCCAGACAACCCGUAGGCCGAGCAUAGGCAAUGCGAAUAGGAUCAAGAGAUUGGAGGAUAUGCUGGGCAUUUCGGAAGACCCUCUCGACGAUCUGGCACAGGUCGUGGGGCAAGGGAUGAGUGGUUCUGGAUUGUGGCUUCACGACCGGCAAGGGUUCAAGAACUGGAUAUCGACUUCUCAGACUGGGCCCAAGUUAUAUUGGCUUAGCGGACUUCCCGGGACAGGAAAGUCUGUUCUCGCAGGCAUGACCAUUGCCCAUCUUCACCGGAGAUUCCUUCCUCGCAGCACGCAGCACCACUUCUUCGUCCACGCCCAACCUACGAAGCGAAGCUUAUCGUACUGUCUACGCUCUAUAGCCUACCAAGCGGCGUUGACAAACGAGGUCUGCUCAAAUCAGCUGUUGCGACUGUAUGACGAGACUGGAAUCGUGUUCGCCAAUUCUACAUACCAAUUCAUUUGGGACAAAAUCUUCGAAGGUGUUCUUUUCCAACUCGACCUUGGAUACACUCUCUACUGGGUGUUCGAUGCCAUCGACGAGUCCGAGAAUCCUGCAGCCUUAGCAAAAUUGCUGCUAAGGGUACCAGCAUCGAGCCACGUCAAAGUUCUUAUUCUCGGUCGACCCAACAAGGACUUCGCCAACCUUACCUCGCCCCGCUCCGACGCGGUGCAACACGACAUCAUAUCGAUCACGGACACGCAGACUGACAUUGCGGCGUAUGUUAGUAACCUUGUCCAAGAAUCUCUCCCACUCGACGAGCGAGUUCAGAGAGACGUUAUCUCCCAAGUGCUCGGGAAGGCCGAAGGGUCUUUUCUAUGGGCAAAGUUAGCUCUCCACACAUUGCGAAGUAACUGGCAUACCCAGGAUGAUAUUCGUCGAGCGCUUAAUGAUGUCCCAAAGGACAUGGAAUCUCUCUAUACUAACAUGAUUCUUUCCAUCCGGAAUCAGCCCCAUAGGCUUCAGCAGAUGGCUUUGCGCAUAUUGACCUGGGCCGCCUGCAGUUUCCGCCCGCUGAAAGUCUCUGAGCUUGAGAUGGCUCUUCAACCUGAGUUCCGCGAUUUCAUCAGUCUAGGUGAUACCAUAGUCCAGAUUUGCGGUCACUUCAUUCGUCUGGAUAAUGGUACACUAACGCUUAUCCACGCUACUGCACGACAGUUUCUACUCGAGCACUCCAAAGGAGAUGGUCCUCUUGUUCGAUUCAGUGAUGGCCACGAGCACCUAGCCUCCGUCUGCCUGCGAUACCUUUCUCAUGAACGGUGGCGUCGCCUUAUAACCCGCGCACAGGAUGGCAGUGAUGGCGCCACCAAAGUCGAUAGGCUCCUUCCUCUCUACGAAUCGUACCCUUUUCUGAGGUAUGCAAAGGACCAUUGGGCAUACCACUUCAGCCACGCGAAGGUUGACUCCAAAGAUCUUAUGGGCUGCUCCCGAGUCUUUUUCGACAAAUUUGCUCUUUCCUGGAUUCAAGCCAUAGCAUCUUCGAACAGGCUCAGGACUUUGACUCACGCCGCUCAAUACAUCAAGAUCUUUCUCCGACGACGACGUUCCAAAAUAUCGUCGGAGCCUCUAAGAAGCUUCAGCUCCGAACAACACCUACGCGAAGAGCACAUCGUUCUAUUCUUGGAAAAAUGGGUUGUCGACCUCAUCCGCGUCGUCGGAAAGUUCGGUUCGGAAUUGGUCAAGUCACCUGUCGCCAUCCAUCGCCAUAUCCCCCCGCUCUGUCCCAGGGAUUCCAUCAUUCACGAAACGUAUGCCGAAUGCGAUGAUCCGGUAAUCUCCGUGGAUGGUAUUUCGUCCAGUGGAUGGGAUGACAACCUGGCAAGGCUUAAUGUCGGACAAGACCAUAUUGUCUCGAAAGUACUUGCCACCGGUAUGUAUUUUAUCACACUCAUUUCGAGCAACGGGACCAUGGUGGUAUGGCUGGCAGACACUUUCGAAGAAGUGAGGAAGCUAGCCCACGGGGAAUGGGUACUGGAGAUGGGGGUAAACAAGAAGGGCAAUCUCCUCCUAUCGGCUGGACGCUUCACUUUUAGAGUAUGGGACAUUGCCACCGGCAACCAGUUGUGGUCUAUGCCUCAGGACAACCAGGCAAGGACCAUGGCGAUCAGUUUCGGUCACCUCCCCUCCGAAAUUAUUGUCGGCUAUGACGAUUGCUCCGUAGUACACUACGACAUGGCGUCUCAUCAAGAACUGGGCCGCUUCUUAGCCGAAGAGACGGAUGAAGUUGAGCAUAGCUGCCCACGGCUCAUGGUAUUCAGUCCCGAUAAGACAAAGCUCGUCAUCGCCUACAGGGGUCGCCCGGUCUUCCUUUGGGACUUGCAAAAACCAACCGAUCAGCAUCCCAUCCGUUGUAUCAGAUCGGAAGACCAGGACAAGUGGGAUAAAGAGGAUUCUGAGGUCUGGAACGCGCCUGAAGUUGUAAGAUGGUUACCCGAUGGCUCAUCAUUGUUCAUUCUAUACCAAGAUGCUACGCUGGUGGACUGGCGAUUCAUGGAAGAUCAGCAAUGCGAAUACGGACACACAGGCGCCCGUGAGAUGGUCAUCAGCCCUGAUGGCACAUUCCUUCUCACUAGUGAUCGCGAUGGUACCCUUAGCGUCUGGACAAUUCCAAAGUUGAAUCUGCUGUAUCGAUUACACUAUGAGGAAUUCGUCCGAGACCUGGCCUUCAGCCCCGAUGGCCAGCGCAUAUACGACACUAGAGGGUCUCGAUGCAAUGUGUGGGAGCCCGACGUUCUUGUGCGACCGGACGAGCCCGACAAAGACGAAGGAUCCAGUAGCUGCGACGGAUCGAUCGUGUCCGAACCUGUGAUCUCCCAGGAUGAUAAUCAGCGGAGCCAGAUUACUUCUCUGGCUUGUGAAGAUUCUGAUCAGUUCUAUUGUUGUGGGAAAGACGAUGGAUCCGUAACACUUCAUAGGAUGGACAGCGGUAAUAAGUUGAGAAAGAUUUGCAGUCAUGCAGACUCCGUCGCCGUCGUCACUCUGGGAUGGUCGCCUUCGGCAAGAUAUCUCAUAUCCGCGGAUGACUCCGGCAAGGUCAUUGCAAAGCGGCUAAGGAUCAAAGAAGACGGCAAAUGGGCCAUCUAUCCAGUGUUCGACUGCCGAAUCGACGAGACGGUCAACCAAUUUCUCUUCAACGCGGACGAAACACUCGUCUUGAUCAGUACAGCAUCUGCUGAUCGCAUAUGGAGCCUCAAGUCCAAGAGCCACAUCUGUCAAAAGAAAUGGCAGUCAAGAUCGGGACGCAAAUGGGCCGAUCACCCAUCGGAGAAUGGGUACAUCUUAUGGGUCGACCCCGACCAAGUACAUAUUCAUGCAUGGCAAGAUCUGAGACGUAUUUCUUCCCGUCGGACGUCCAUGGUAGAGAUACUGCCUGAGGUAGACGAAGGUAACGAAAUAGCCCUUCCGCCGGUACUCGCGAUGCCUCCCAUGUCUUCACUUGAGAGCCAAGAGAGUGUGCAGACUGUUGCGCAGACACUCAACCGCAGAUACCUGGUCUGCGAAAUUCUUCCCGACACUGGUCAAAACCGGAGUAAUUCCACGAAGUCUUUGAGACUGGACCUGGUGUUCACGGCGGACCUGGACAUCUACAAACUUAAUCCAGUCCGCCGUAAAAAUUUGGUCUCUCUCGUGGGUGGCGUGCAACUUCUCCUUGGAACCUACCGCGACAAGAUUGUCUUCCUAGACCACCAGAAUUGGCUGUGCUCUUGCGAGGUUAGCUGGCCAAUAGAGGCAAUCAAACGACACUAUGUUAUUCCCAGGGAUUGGCUCAACUCUUCGACUCUCCAGCUUGUGACGCUAAACAAGCAUGGCACCUUACUCUGUCCGAGGAAUGGGGAGGUUGCACUUGUGCGAUACAAGAAUCGACUGUAAACUAUAGAGGAGUUCAUAGAGCAAAGGUGGUUCAAUUGCAGGCGUUCUGGGAGUUAGGGCUCAGACGUGCAUGUAGAAAAUCUUGCUUCGUUGGCUGUGGUUGCAAUGAAUUUCCGGUGAGAUUUUGCGCUGCUGCUUUAACUUUGCUUGAGCGAGGGCCAUGUCGGGCGGACCGCUGUGUCGCUAAGGUAAUGUACGUGCACGCAUUCGUACUUUCAAGGCUGCCAAUGGCUAUCUCAGAUCCCCACGGUCAGAUCACCAACCGUCGACCCCACCGGGCCCAACGCCAGAAUCAAGCAAUACAGUCCACCCCCCUGCUCGGAUUGCUAGCGCAGUGUGGCUUUCGGGGCUGGCACGUCCCCCUUUUGGUUUUUGACAAGAGACUCGCUAUACCGCGCUAGCAAUCCGAAAAGGGGG